AUGAUAUGCUUCUGCCAGUGUGGAAAGAGAUUUUCUGUAUCAGGGCAAUUGAAAAAGCAUGAGAGAAUACACACAGGAGAGAAGCCCUACCAGUGCUCCCAGUGUGGAAAAAGAUUUUCUGUAUCAGGGCAAUUGAAAUUACAUGAGCGGACACACACAGGAGAGAAGCCCUAUCAAUGCUCCCAGUGUAAAACGAGAUUUUCUCAGUUAGGGAAUUUGAAAUCACAUGAGAGGACACACACAGGAGAGAAGCCUUACCACUGUUGCCAGUGUGGAAAGAGUUUUUCCCUAUCAGGGUCCCUUAAAAAGCAUGAGCAAACACAUUCUGUAGAAAAGCCUUUCCACUGUUCACAUUGUGAAAAGAGUUUUACGAAUUUAGAGUACCUGAAAAUGCAUGAGAAAAGACAUACACGGGAGAAGCCUUUUCACUGCUCCCACUGUGGAAUGAAAUUUACCUGGUUUCAGCAACUGAAGGAGCAUGAAAGAAUCCACACCAGAGAGAAACGUUAUGAAUGCUCCCAGUGUGGAAAGAUAUUUACCCAGUUAGGGCACCUGAAAGACCAUGAGAUAACACACACAGGAAAGAGGCCUUACCACUGCUCCCAGUGUGGAAAGGAAUAUAACACGUCAAAUGGACUAAAAGUUCAUGAGAGAACACACAUACUGCUCCCACACUUGUCUCAUAUUUUUGACUGAGAAAUUGUGCUUUUGUUUAACGGCACAUGAAAUCAAAUUGUAUAAAGCGCAUUCCAAAAGACAUUUGUAUGUUUUUUUUAUUUAAACACCUGAACUGAAUAUGGAGGAUGUCAGUUUGAAAGUAGAGUUUGUCAUUUUGAAUGUAGAUACUGUAGUGUCGAGAUAACGAUGCUAAUUAUGCUGUGAUGACAAGAAAUCCGCUGACACUGUCCUUGAUUAUAAUGGUUUAUUACAUCAAAGA
Molecule: messenger RNA, 937 nt
Organism: Coregonus clupeaformis (lake whitefish)
Lineage: Eukaryota; Metazoa; Chordata; Actinopteri; Salmoniformes; Salmonidae
Product: zinc finger protein 709-like
Exons: 2
Coding region: 1-696 (231 amino acids)
Biological process (GO): regulation of transcription by RNA polymerase II; central nervous system development
Cellular component (GO): nucleus
Molecular function (GO): RNA polymerase II cis-regulatory region sequence-specific DNA binding; DNA-binding transcription factor activity, RNA polymerase II-specific
Source: RefSeq, a predicted model, not a curated record